GCUGUUUGAUGCUGUUUCUGCCUCCACGAUGGCAAAAAUCAUUUUGAGGCACCACAUCGAGACUCCAGUGCGUUACCAGGAGCAAUUUGAAGCUCGAGGUUUGGAAGCCUGCAGGCUGGAUCAUGCUUUAUAUGCGCUGCCGGGGCCAGCCACCGUGGACCUGGGGAAAGCCAGGGGGGCCCAGGUUUCUCCAGUGGACUCAGCCUCAGAGUUGCCUCCCCCAGAAGGCAGAUCCCGCUUCCAGAUUCUUCUGGACGUGGUUCAGUUCCUCCCUGAAGAUAUCAUCAUUCAGACCUUUGAGGGCUGGCUGCUGAUUAAGGCUCAACACGGAACCAGAAUGGACGAACAUGGUUUUAUCUCAAGAAGUUUUACCCGACAGUAUAAACUGCCAGAUGGCAUUGAAACCAAAGAUCUGUCUGCCAUCUUCUGCCAUGAUGGAAUUCUGGUAGUGGAAGUAAAGGAUCCAGUUGGGACCAAAUAAAAAAACCUUAUUGGUUCCUGUUCAUAUGACAGGAGAAGAUUAUAGUU
Molecule: messenger RNA, 528 nt
Organism: Talpa occidentalis (Iberian mole)
Lineage: Eukaryota; Metazoa; Chordata; Mammalia; Eulipotyphla; Talpidae
Gene: HSPB3
Product: heat shock protein family B (small) member 3
Exons: 1
Coding region: 29-481 (150 amino acids)
Cellular component (GO): cytoplasm; nuclear speck
Source: RefSeq, a predicted model, not a curated record